Messenger RNA from Solanum lycopersicum (tomato), 1482 nucleotides. RefSeq lists its product as uncharacterized. The record is from RefSeq and is a predicted model, not a curated record. NCBI's taxonomy places the organism in Eukaryota, Viridiplantae, Streptophyta, Magnoliopsida, Solanales, Solanaceae. Gene Ontology annotation, molecular function: zinc ion binding; nucleic acid binding.
AUGAAUAUCUCAAUUCUGUUGCGGCAUUCUGGAAUUUGGGUAAGCGAUGUUAAUUAUGAAGGUUACAAAGUUGAUGGAAUUGUUGUUGGCCAUUUCAUGUCAUUUGUUAAUCUGAAAAUGUUGAUUUUAUCAGAGCCUGAGAUCGACACUGUUACAAAGGAUAUUGAAAUACGAUACAUUGUCGAGGGAAGCUCAUGUCUAUUGAAAAUCAAAAACGACAUGGCUGUGAAACUUUAUUUCGAAGUAAAAAAGAAUGCAUCUGAAAUUAGCAUGUAUCCGCUUUGUAUUGAUACAACUGAUAAAAUUGUUGGGGAGAUACGUAAUUUUGAUUGUUCAUCGGGUGAAGUUGUAUGCGUGGAAGUUGACGCUGCACAUCUUGGCGGGGCAUACAAGGGUAGUUUUGUAUCAGCAAGCACACUCGAUGGUGCAGGAUGCAUAUUGCCAUUGGAAUAUGGUGUUGUAGACACUGAAAAUGACUAUUCGUGGACAUGGUUCUUCGAACAUUUCAAAAAUGCAUUUGGUGAGCGUGAAAACAUGUGUAUUAUAUCGGAUAGAAAUGAAUGUAUCAUAAAGAGUGUAAGCAUUGUAUACCCAAAUGUACCUCAUUGUGCAUGCAUAUGGCAUCUUUGGAAGAAUGUAUGUUCAAGCUUCAAAAGGAGUAAAAAAACACUAAUUGAUAUGUUUUACUCAAUGGCAAAAGCAUACAGAAAGGAAGAUUUUGAUAAAUUAAUGGCUAAGGUUGUGAAAGUUGAUCAUAGGGUGAAGGAUUACCUUGAAGAAGCUGGUUAUGAGAAGUGGUCAAGAGUUCAUUCAACCAUAAACAGAGGUAGAAUGAUGACUUCGAACAUCACUGAGUGUAUCAAUGGAUGCCUUGUCGAUGCACGUAAGUUAACUAUAAUAGACUUCUUGGAGGAAGCUAGACUUCUAUUUGGUAGUUGGAACUAUAAAAAUAGAGAAAUAGCGUCAUAUACAAAGGACACAUUGGGUCGAAGAUUUGAGGAGAUAUUGAUUGUAAACGCAUCUAAAAGUUCAAAGAUGAAGGUUAUUCCAUCAUUUGAAUAUAUUUUCACAGUUCAUGAAGCCAGAAAAAGAUACAUUGUAUACCUUCAGAAGAAAACUUGCACAUGUGGAAGGUUUCAACAUGAUGAGAUACCUCGCACACAUGCAAUUGCAACUUUGAAGCACAAGAACGUUACCAAUUUGCACCCAUAUUUCUCUGAUUACUACAGGUCGUAUGCAUUAGAAAAAAGGUACGAGGUUGUAAUGGUUCCAAUGCCAGAUAAGGAGGAUUGGAACGUUCCAGAAUAUGUUUUAGAUGAAAUUGUAUGGCCACCUAGGUAUAGAAGGUUGGCUGGACGACCAAAAAAGCGAAGAAAGAAAAAUGCGGAUGAGAAAAUAACAGUGAACAAUAAUUGUUGUGGGCAGUGUGGACAAGAAGGACAUAACAGGAGAACUUGUACUUUCUUCCCGAAAGAGAAUUGA